AUGGAAUAUUAAAACAAAAAUGAUUAAGUAUAUAUAGAAGGUGAAUUGCAAAAUGAAUUUGAUAUAUCUCCAAUUUUGAAGAGAAGAUCUUGCACUUCACCUAAAAACUUAAUUAGAAUAGAUAAUAAAAACUAUUAAUAGGAAGAUUAUGAAGUAUUAAAUAUAUAAAACUUUGAUGAUUAAUAAUAUUAAGUAUUUGUUGAACAAACUACUGAUAAAAAUAAAUCAAUGUAAGUAAUAUAUAUUUAAUAUUAGAAUAACUAGAUAAUUUACAAAUGAUAAUUCUACAUUAAUAAGUAAUUAAAGUAUUAAAUAUUUUUUGUAUUAAAAUUGUACAGAAUAUAGUAGAUAAAAUCCAUAAGAUGCAUGGGAUUUCAUUUAUGUAAAUGUAAUAUUUAAAGAUGAAAAAGAUAAUAAUCAUACAUUUCCAUUUUAAUUUACAUAUUCAUGUAAUGAAAACUAUAAUUUUAUAACUUUUGAUUGGAGUUUGAUUAUAUUGAUAUCAAUAAGUAUGAUGUUAAUGGCUUUAUUGACAAGAUUUUCUAGGAUUAUGUCAUUUAAUCUUAAAUUAUAAAGUGGAAGAUUUUAAGGAUUUAAGAUUGAUACAAAAGUUACAUGUUUUUAUUUUGUAAUUUAUAGCAUUGGAUUUUUUUUCUUUCUUAAUUCAAAUUAUGUUGAAACACUAGGAUUUGUAGUAAAGAUAUCUACAUAUUUAAUGGGAUUUUCAUGUUCAUUGUUUAUAAUUGAUGAAGUAUUAUCUAAAUAAUAAUAGGCCUUAUGUUUAUCUCCAGAUGGAUCAUUUUGGAAAAGAAAGAUAUUAUAUAAAAUAAGAUUAUGUGAAGUAUUAUCAUUUAUAUUGGCAUCUGCAUUCAUGACUUUAUAUAUAUUUACUAAUGCAUGGUAUUUGAGUGAUUUAAUAUCAAUAUUUAUUAUGUCCACAAUAGCUAAACUAUUCAAAUUUAAGAAUCUUAAGAACACUUUUUAUUUUCUAUUAAUAUGUAUAUUAUUGGAUGGAACAGCAGCAAUUGUUAUCUAUUUUACAACUAAAUAAUCUUAUAAUUCAUUAACCUUAAAAAUAUUAAAUUGUCCAAUUGAGUUAUAAUUACCUUUACUUCAAUUAUAAUAUGAUCGGAGUUGUGCUUGGAUUUCUUUAUUCAGUAUAGCAAUACCUGCCUUAUAUAUGGGAUUUACAUAUAGAUUUGAUAAAAAUAAACGCACAUUUUAAUAUACCAUAUUUACUGGUAUGAGUUUGAUAAUUGCAUAUAUCAUUUGGAUAACUACAACUAUAGUUUAAACUUAUUCUAUUCCAUCUAGUAUAUUUAUUUAUCCAUCUAUUCUUAUUGGAACAUUCUUAGUGGCAUCAAAAAGAAAUGAAAUCUAAUCUAUUUGGGAUGCUCAGUUUUUUGAUGAAUUCUUGGAGAAAACAUAUCGAUUAUCCAAUAUUCAAGAAUAAUAUGAUAAUUCUAAUAAUUUAAAUUUAUUGGAUGGAUUAGAUCAAUAUCCAGAUGAACAAUAAACCUAAAGUAAGAUUCUAAGAUGA
Paramecium sonneborni is the source of this 1540-nucleotide messenger RNA. The record is from the annotation of a GenBank genome assembly. Lineage: Eukaryota; Ciliophora; Oligohymenophorea; Peniculida; Parameciidae.